AUGAGACAGAGCGGCGCCUCCCAGCCCCUGCUGAUCAACAUGUACCUGCCAGAUCCGGUCGGAGAAGGUCUCUUCAAGGAGGGGAAGAGCCCGGGGUGGGGGCCACUGAGCCCUGCGGUACAAAAAGGCAGUGGGCAGAUCCAGCUGUGGCAGUUUCUGCUGGAGCUGCUGGCGGACCGUGCCAACGCAGGCUGCAUCGCGUGGGAGGGUGGCCACGGCGAGUUCAAGCUCACGGACCCAGACGAGGUGGCGCGACGCUGGGGCGAGCGCAAGAGCAAGCCCAACAUGAACUACGACAAGCUGAGCCGCGCGCUGCGCUACUACUACGACAAGAACAUCAUGAGCAAGGUGCACGGCAAGCGCUACGCCUACCGCUUCGAUUUCCAGGGCCUGGCGCAGGCCUGCCAGCCGCCCCCGACGCACGCCCAGGCCGCCGCCGCCGCCGCGGCCGCCGCCGCCGCCGCAGCCCAGGACGGCGCGCUCUACAAGCUGCCGGCCGGCCUGGCGCCGCUGCCCUUCCCCGGCCUCUCCAAACUCAACCUCAUGGCCGCCUCUGCCGGCGUCGCGCCCACCGGCUUCUCCUACUGGCCCGGCCCGGGCCCCGCCGCCACCGCCGCCGCCACCGCCGCGCUCUACCCCAGCCCGGGCUUGCAGCCCCCGCCCGGGCCCUUCGGUGCCGUAGCCGCCGCCUCGCACUUGGGGGGCCAUUACCACUAG
Pipistrellus nathusii (Nathusius's pipistrelle) is the source of this 717-nucleotide messenger RNA. The record is from the annotation of a GenBank genome assembly. NCBI's taxonomy places the organism in Eukaryota, Metazoa, Chordata, Mammalia, Chiroptera, Vespertilionidae.